AUGCAUUUUAUUGAAUCGUCUUCAUUUCAAAAUAAUUAUGAAGAUUUUAAUAAAGGAUUUAUGAAUAAGCUAUUAUAUAAUCAACAAAACGUUAAUUGGUGUGAUUUUGAUAUUAUGAAAAAUGAACAAUUAUCAUUUUGGGAAUGUGAAUUUUUAAAUGAAAGUUUAGCAGCACGAUACAAAUUAUGCAGCAUCCCAUUGGAAGCUAAAAAUAUUCCAUUGGGUCAGAAAAGAAAAAGAGGCCGUGUUGCUAAAGCUAAAAAAGCAUUAAUUGUGCAAUAG
Molecule: messenger RNA, 282 nt
Organism: Rotaria sp. Silwood2
Lineage: Eukaryota; Metazoa; Rotifera; Eurotatoria; Philodinida; Philodinidae
Source: the annotation of a GenBank genome assembly